This is a messenger RNA of Nerophis lumbriciformis (worm pipefish), 2427 nucleotides long. Lineage: Eukaryota; Metazoa; Chordata; Actinopteri; Syngnathiformes; Syngnathidae. The record is from RefSeq and is a predicted model, not a curated record.
AUGAGUAAAUUGUCGUUUCGGGCGCGGGCGCUGGACGCCACCAAGCCGCUGCCCGUCUUCCGUUGUGAGGAUUUACCCGACUUGCACGAGUAUGCGUCUAUUAACCGGGCCGUGCCGCAGAUGCCGACUGGCAUGGAGAAGGAGGAGGAAUCGGAACACCACCUCCAGCGGGCCAUCUCGGCACAGCAGGUCUAUGGUGAGAAACGGGACAACAUGGUCAUCCCUGUCCCGGAGGCAGAGAGCAACAUCACCUACUAUGAAUCGCUCUACCCCGGGGAUUACAAAAUGCCAAAGCAGCUCAUUCACCUACAGCCUUUCAGCCUGGACACGGAGCAGCCGGACUAUGACCUGGACUCAGACGACGACGCUUUUGUGGCAAAGUUGAAAAAGAAGAUGGAGAUCAGCCUGUUGCAGUUUGAGGAGAUGAUCGACCGGCUGGAGAAAGGCAGCGGGCAGCAGCUUGUGAGCCUCCCCGAGGCCAAGCUGCUUCUCAAGGAGGAUGACGAGCUCAUCAAGGAGGUGUUUGACUACUGGAGCCGCAAAAGGAAAAACAGCAAGGCGCACUCGCUCAUUAACAUCAUCAAGCAGGAGAAGCGCGACGGCUCCAGCACCAGCGACCCGUACGUGGCCUUCCGGAGGCGCACAGAGAAGAUGCAGACCAGGAAGAACCGCAAAAACGACGAGGCGUCCUACGAGAAGAUGCUGAAACUCCGCAGGGAUCUUAGCCGGGCUGUCACCAUACUCGAGAUGAUCAAGAGGAGGGAAAAGAGCAAGAGAGAGCUGCUGCACCUCACGCUGGAGAUAUUUGAGAAGAGGAACGUCAUGUCAGACUACGGUGGCGAGGUCCUGGCCGAGGUCCUGGCGGAGCGGGCCCUGGUGAGGCCGCAGAUUAUUCCACUGGUGCCGCUCACCAACCAGUACCACAUGGACCAUAAGGAUUACAAGUCCAAGCCGGAAAAGACAGAAGUCCCUCGACAGAAGAGGAAAUACGAGAAAAAGCAAAAGGCCCUUCCUCUGUCGGCCGGUGGCCACCACCACGGUCCAGCCAUCUUCAAUGCCAAGGACCUCAACCAGUAUGACUUCCCGAGCUCAGACGAAGAGCCCCAGCUGCAUUCGGGCUCGUCGGAAGCCGAGGAAGAAAACGACCCGGACGGCGCCUACGCUUUUCGAAGGAAGGCGGGCUGCCAGUAUUAUGCUGCUCAUCAGGAUCGAGUGGGCUGCUGGCCGUGGUCCCCGGGAUGGGAGGACGGCCUGGCACACACCCGUUACCGCUACAGUCUCACUACGCUGACCGUGCCGCGUCGCUGUCAGGGCCUGGCGCGCCGACGCUUGGGACGAGGGGGCAGGGUUCUACUAGACCGAGCACAUUCAGACUACGAUAAUGUUUUCCAUGAACUGGACCCGAAGACGCUGGACCGUGCCCCGUCGCCGCCGGGUCCACGCCCGCUGUCCGCCAGCAAAUUUGCCAGUACCUCACCAACUAAUACCUCAGACAGAGACUCCCCCUCGCCUCCCACGGACCUCAGUCAGAUUCUAUUGAGCAUAAAAGCGUGCCGGUGGCGGCACUUCCGGCCGCGGACACUACCGCUACACCAGCUGGACAAUGCACACCCGUUGUUCCGCAGGCUAAGUCGCUGCGUCAAGCGGCCGCUCGCCAACAUCGGGCCGCGUGCCCAACGCGUCUUGCGGCCCGGGCCGCCACCCCAGCCUCAUGUUGCACUGACAGCCGAGCAGUUCCAGCUUCACCAGGAUCAGUUGUUGCAGAUGCAGAAAGAGCUGCUUGAGCAGCAACAACAGCAAGCUAGCAGAGCCACUGCCAACAGCACAACGUCGACAGCACAGGUGUCAGCCAACACGUUGGACCAGGCCAGCGCACAGUUCGCCGCCUCGGCCCUCGUUACCCCCGAGCAAAUUUUGGCUCUUAAGACCAAGGAGGAGCUCAGCCUGGGUGGAGGAGUCAACGGUGUCCUGUCCCCCUCAGGUGUCUACAAGGGCUUGCACCUUUCCAGCACAGCGUCCCCUUCCUUGGCCGCCCCGGCCCCGCCUGCCACCCUGUCCGGCGCCGCCUCUCUACACCCGGGAAGCGCCACCAGCGUCGCGCCUGCCUGUGUCUCCAACAGCAACAUGGGCGCCACCCGCCACGCCGGCCCCGCAACCACUAACGCCACUCAGGUCCCGCUGGGCAAUAGCCUCCGCUUGGCUGUUCCCGCCAGCAAACGGGCGCACGCCCCCAGAACGCUAAGCGGCGCCGUGUCGGCGUCCGCAUUAAAGCUGGCCCAUGCCGCCGCCAACUGUCAGAAGCCCAAGGUCCCCUCGGCCAGCGCUGCCUCGCCGCUGGACAUUGUGCCCAGAGAGAACCAUGACCAAGACAAGGCAGCGCCGCUCAGCAGUCUGUCUGAGAACACAAUGGCCAUGGAGGUGACGUAG